AGGAAAUUUUGCCUCGUUUUCAUUUCCAGUCAACGCGUGAUCCAGAUUUUUCUUCAGCUCAAUAUUAUCCAAAAAAGAUUUGAACUGUUGCAGAUAAAUAGAUCAGAAUGCCACCUCCAAUAUCUACAAAACUAUACAUUGGGAAUUUACCUGAAACUUGCAGGAAAGCUGAUCUACAAAAAAUGUUUGAAGCAUAUGGAAAAGUUAUAGAAUGUGACAUUGUCAGAAAUUACUGCUUUAUUCACUUUGAAAAUCCAAAUGAAGCAAAAAUGGCACAAGCAAAUCUGGAUGGUGCUGAUUUUGAAGGCGUCAAAUUAAAAGUGGAGAUGUCUCACAGCAAAGUUCGUCAAAAACCUGGGAUGGGAGGAAAAGGCGAGUGUUACAGAUGUGGAAAGGAGGGGCACUGGUCAAAAGAUUGCCCAAAGGGACCAUCUCGAGGGAAGCCUAGAGGACCAGAGCCCCCAUACAGGGACCCAUACAGAGACCCAUACGACCCCUACUACAGGGAGAGGUACCUCCCUCCCCCACCUCCCCAUGACAGAUAUAGACCCUACCCAGAACCCUACGACAGGAGGCCUCUCCCCCCACCCCCACCCCGCGAUCCAUACUACAGAGAGAGGGACCCCUACGCCAGACCACCCCCAGAGUACUAUGGGCGUCGAUCACCCCCUCCUCCUCCAAUGAGACCAAGACCAGAUGAUCCAUAUUAUGACUCUUACUAUCCUCCUAGGAGAAGCAGUAUUGAGUGUGGGUGAACGUUUGAUUUCAUCGCCCUCAAGAUACUGGAAUUCCUAGAUGUCCAUUCAUCAGAACAGAAAUCACGCUGAUAUAAAUCAUCAGGUACUACUUUUAGCUUCAUGUAACUGAGCAUAAACAAGUUGACUUUUCUUAUUGAAAGUUUUUGAUACUAUCUGUUAAUUUCUUAGAUAUUUGACAUAUCAAUAAAAAUGGAAAUUUACGACCAUCUUUUAAGUUGUCUGAUAUUAAUUUUGACAUCUCCUUAUCAAUGGAACAAAUUUCAGUCAAACUCCAAGCAUAUUGCAUCCCUAAGCAACAGGGAGAAGACAAAUGGGCUAAUUUUCUAUCCAAAGGAUGAUGAUUAAAAUUAAUUUAGGUUUAUUCUUAGUUAUAAUAUUAUUCAAUUGGUGAAAU
Saccostrea cuccullata (small rock oyster) is the source of this 1152-nucleotide messenger RNA. Its product is annotated as RNA-binding protein lark-like. The record is from RefSeq and is a predicted model, not a curated record. The transcript has 8 exons. Gene Ontology annotation, cellular component: cytoplasm; nucleus. Lineage: Eukaryota; Metazoa; Mollusca; Bivalvia; Ostreida; Ostreidae. The coding region runs from base 108 to 755 and encodes 215 amino acids. Gene Ontology annotation, molecular function: mRNA binding; zinc ion binding.